This is a messenger RNA of Conger conger (European conger), 3140 nucleotides long. It is a transcript of the gene tmem121aa, whose product is annotated as transmembrane protein 121Aa. The transcript is spliced from 2 exons. NCBI's taxonomy places the organism in Eukaryota, Metazoa, Chordata, Actinopteri, Anguilliformes, Congridae. The record is from RefSeq and is a predicted model, not a curated record. The coding region runs from base 931 to 1869 and encodes 312 amino acids.
UGCAUGCCAUAUCUCUCGAUGGCUGUCACGAUUUCGUCUCCUAUCAGCUAAAAACACCCCGACCACAAUACUGAAUCGCUUCUCACAUCUGUGCGCAUCAAAACGGAUUAAAUCACCACCUAGCGCCCGUGUCCGGAUAUAGGGGAUCAGCACUCUGGACAACGACCAGCGAUUUGAGCUGAGGGGGAUAGCGUGAAUUUUGCCCAAGAACAAACUAUUGGAGCUGCUGUCAGACGCGCGACUGGUUUCUGUCCAACGCUCACCGGACCUACCACUCUGUUCCAGCGGACAUCUUGUACUCUACUCUUCUUCUCCAGUUGGUCACACCCACAUGGACACAACCUCUGCUUUUUCUGCUGAUCGCAAAGCUCAUUAAGCCCUCAAAUGAUCCUACUUUUCCUGGGUCAGGGAAACUUCAGAUUCUGAGGUUUGGUCCAGGAUGAUUCAGUUGCAUGGGAUUAGCUGACACAGAUAAACUGGACUACUUAGUCGAAAGCCUCUAACGUGUAUCUUGGAUUGCUCAGCAGAAAAAAAGCUUGGUUAAAGCAAUCACAACCAUUCAGAAAGCCAGUCGAGGUCAUGGUGUUUCAGAAGGACUUAGACCCAGUCAGUAGAUUUCACAGCUAACGGAGUUCUGUGGAGGUUAGCUUCAGAGGUGUAAUGUUCCCAUUCAUACGCCCUGUGAGAGAGCACAGCCUAAGGCGAGAGAUACAGUUAACACUGACUUUGCGUCACCCAAUUCCCUACUCUUCUAAUUUUUUGCCGUUUUUGCACAAACCCAUAAAUGGACUUUGUUUUCCGGCUUUUCAUCGGAAAGUCAGCAAUGUAAAAUAAGUCUGGGGCUCUUGAUAGUUAAGGAAGUGUAUUCUAGGGGACACGCAGUGCAAAAAAAUCAAAGACGGAAAGACAGUUGUGAGAGCCGUCAUUACCAUGGUGCUGCCACCCCCGGACAAACGGCACGUGUGCCUCACCACCAUCGUCAUCAUGACCAGCAUGGCCUUCAUGGACGCCUACCUGGUGGAGCAGAACCAGGGCCCUCGCAAGAUCGGGGUGUGCAUCAUCGUGCUGGUGGGGGACAUCUGCUUCCUCAUCGUGUUGCGCUACGUGGCCGUGUGGGUGGGCGCCGAGGUCAAGACGGCCAAGCGCGGCUACGCCAUGAUCCUCUGGUUCCUCUACAUCUUCGUGCUGGAGAUCAAGCUCUACUUCAUCUUCCAGAACUACAAGGCGGACAAAAAGAACCUGGAGACGGUGGCUCGGAAGGCGCUGACGCUCCUGUUGGCCGUCUGCGUUCCGGGCCUCUACCUCAUCCUGGUGGCCCUGGACAGCAUGGAGUACGUCAGAACCUUCCGGAAGAAGGAGGACAUGCGGGGAAGGCUCUUCUGGGUGGCCCUGGACCUGCUCGACAUCUUAGACAUCCAGGCCAAUCUGUGGGAGCCCCAGCGGACAGGGCUGCCCAUCUGGGCCGAAGGACUGAUGUUCUUCUACUGCUACAUCCUCCUCCUGAUCCUGCCCUGCGUGUCGCUCAGCGAGAUCAGCAUGCACGGCGAACACGUCUCCCCGCAGAAGAUGAUGCUCUACCCCGUCCUCAGCCUGGUCACCAUCAACGUGGUCACCAUCCUCAUCCGCAUGGUCAACAUGGUGCUGUUCCAGGACAGCCGGGUCUCCACCAUCUUUGUGGGGAAGAACGUUGUGGCCAUCGCCACCAAGGCCUGCACUUUCCUGGAGUACCAGCGGCAGGUCAAGGAGUUCCCGCAGAACGCCAUCGCCAUGGAGCUCCAGCAGAACUCUGUUACCCACAACCAGACCCUGCCCAGCUCCACCAGCCUACCACACGAACAGUCCCCAGUGAGGGAGGUCAUCGACACAUGACGAAAGCCUGCAUGUUCAGGUUGACCAGGCUGUGCUCUACUACUGUACCCAAACUGCCCUGUCCUCUACCCCUUCCACUCUGUAAAACUUCACCUCCAGGAAACCAUUUUUACCCCCCCUGCAUUAAACCCCUUCCAUUUUGACCAUUACCUUUGGGAUUGGAACUUCACUGGACUUCCAGUAUAGGAAUAAGUUUCAUCCAUAAGACAGGUGUUACCACUACCAGUACAUGAAUACUCCCUAUGACAGCUGUCACCUCUCCAGAACAGGAAUAGGACAAAGCUUUUCCCCUUGUACCUUCCUUUCAUUGACAGAACAGCAUAAAAUUCAGAACUGAAGUUUCUACUUAAAAAAUGUAAAGUGUAUUUUUAAAACGCCCUGGUCUUGAACGAAGGGUCACUCCUCACCUCAGAGACUUCACCCCAGGUCCGCAGGUGACUGAUGUAUGAACCAGUAAACAUUGUGGAUGUCUCAUUUGUAGAUUUCCUUUUUAGUUUUUGCUGUCAUUUAAAAAAGCUUUUUUUGUUGUUUACUUGAAACUUUUCUCUAUUUGUCAAUUUUAUAAUAUUUCACAAUGGCCUAUUUGUAACAUUUGCUCUGACCAAGAACUCCAUCUGUGAGCAGAACAGCAGCCAGGGUGGAGACAUCACGAUGAAGAGUAUGGUGGGUGGGUGCAUGGUAUGGGAGGGGAGAUGAUGGUAAUUGGCAGGGAGGUUGCCUGGAGAAGUGGGCGCUACCUUGUUUCUGGGGUGACACUUCGUGACCGAAAGCCUGAUGAAAAUACCAGGUUUCUGAGAAAUCUGUGGCUUGUCAGAUUAAAGUGAACCGGCACCCUAUAAUUUGUAAAUGUGUGAGAGCAUGGAUUGUGUGUGUGUAUGUGUGUGUGUGUGUGUGUGUGUGUGAGAGAGAGAGAGAGAGAAAGAGAGAGAGUGAGAGAGAGCAAAUUAGAGCAGGAGAAAGCAAAGAGAGUGCAGAAAAUAAGAUAAAAUCUUAAAUGUAAUAAUAGAUGUACCUGCUUUAUGGAGAGAAUGCCCCUGAAAGAGCUUUCAAGAGGUCUAAGGAUGUGACUGUAGAGAAUUUAAUUGAUUGCUUUAAAUGACUGACAGCAGAUCUACAAUUCAAACCUCAAAGAAGUGUUUCGGUGAUUGAAUUGUUUAUGUCAGUAUUUUUAUCAUCUUAUUAUUCUUUUAAAAUCUAUAUUUUCCCUGUUUUUUAUUUUCAGUGUAUGGGCAAAAAAAUGAGUAUGGUUCAAUAAAAAGUGAUUUUUGUGA